Molecule: messenger RNA, 1566 nt
Organism: Suillus clintonianus
Lineage: Eukaryota; Fungi; Basidiomycota; Agaricomycetes; Boletales; Suillaceae
Exons: 11
Coding region: 1-1566 (521 amino acids)
Source: RefSeq, a predicted model, not a curated record
AUGGCUGUUCUAUUCAAGAGCCAGGUUUGUUACCGCAUUCAGGAUCCUGCAGAUGGGAGAGAAUAUGCGAUGAAAGAUUGUUGGGUGGCUGAUGUAAAGAGAUUUCACGAAGUAGACGUCCUUAAGAGGGUCAAGGGCAUCCCUAAUGUGGUCCAACUCGUAGACCAUUGGGAUGUCCUAUUCAGCGGGGAGCCUGACUGCACAGCCCGCAUUCGGGAUAGAUAUGAGGACAGGCCAGACAAGAAGUUCAUUAACAGCUCCAGAAAGGAACUGAUUUGCGCCUUUCGCAAUUUUGUGGUCGCUCAUGAAAUGAUGAUCAAACAACGAGUCCUACAUGGAGACCUUAGUCCGAACAAUUUCAUUAUCCAUGAAGGCAUUGGGUAUUUCAUCGAAUUUUCGACCACAGCGUCAAUCAUGAAGGAGGGCGAGACAUUUACUAUUUCAGUUUGGUACUGGAACUGUGCCAUAUAUUUCUAUGCGCAUUUUGAGAACAAUGUCAAAGAACGCCGACAUCAUCAAGAAGUCAAAGUCGACGCCAACACCAACAGCAUUGCUCAGCUGAAACUGGUUGAGCACAACCCCAGUGAUGACCUCGAGUCACUGUUCUACAUUUUUUUCGAAUUCGUUUCGAAGUAUGGGGGUGCGCACGGUGCAGUUGCUAAAACUUGGGAUAAGACGACUAUGCCAUGGGCGGAUGCUUACGAGAAUUUGGGCAUUGCAAGCAGUUUGCUUGCCACCUUUUUGGCAAAGAAGGGGGCCAUGUCCGAAAGUGAUGUUCUGAUGGACAGUGUAUCAGACUACUUUGCGGAAUUCAGGCCCAUCAUCAAUGAAUGGCGCGAUCAAAUCUAUUGUAUGGAGUCCAAUCCCAACGGGGUUGUUCACGAUGACAUCUUCCAAAUGCUUGUCAAAUUCAUUUCGAACCUUGACAAUGAAGAACCUGCCCCGUUGCCCUCUCCAGAAGCUUCCCCCGAUCUGGAGGCGACUACUCGGCGAAGCUCAAGACCUAAUUGUGGUGUUGGCGGUCAUGCAGCACAGCUUCAAAGAGUUGGAGAAAUGGUUGCUGCCCCAACCAAGAAACGACCAAAGGGUGACGAUCUUCAAAUAAGCAGCUCAGAUGAAAAUCCUAUGGCACCUUCACAGCUUCAGAAAGUGAAAACAAAUCCUCCUGCGAAACCUUCCAGCACUUCCAAGAACAAACAGAACAAACACAGAAUAACAGGAAGCAGCCAGCAUCCUCAGGCCCCUACUUCCCGUCUGAAUCUAUAUGUGGCUCGCUCUUCCGAAAGGUUCGGAUUCAAGGAACCCCAGUCCAAUGGUCGCGAGAAGGCCAGGGAGGGACAGCCUAUGCAGAAGGAAGCACAGUCCAGUGGUCGCAAAACGGUUGAGCGGAACAUGGGUCAUGGUCGCCAGAAGGACAGGCAGGACACGGAUGAGGACAGGGAGUCUCUGCUCAGCUCUCAUGAACGUGAUGAGUCUGAACAUGACAAUGCUGACCGUGAUUUUGACAGCAAUACACAGAUUGAUAGAGACGUUGGCCAGCACACAGUGUCAUGCAUGGUCAUGUGA